Didymodactylos carnosus is the source of this 1083-nucleotide messenger RNA. NCBI's taxonomy places the organism in Eukaryota, Metazoa, Rotifera, Eurotatoria, Philodinida, Philodinidae. The record is from the annotation of a GenBank genome assembly.
AUGGCAGAUGCUAAGAUUUUGACUGAACUUGACGAUGAUAAUCGUGAUGGACAUUGUUUCGGAUUUUUCCAUCGAAAAAGUCGAAAUCAGAGUUUAUUAUUGGAAAGACCAAUGAAGGACAAAGAAUUAGAACAUGGUAAACAUGAAAAUAUUGAGUUUGCAUUUGGAUCUAUGCAAGGCUAUCGAUUAUCAAAUGAAGAUAUGCACAAACAUUUAUUAGAAUUUGAUAAUCAAUUUUGGAAACUCUGGUCCUACUUUUCAAUAUUCGACGGACAUAACGGUAUUGAUGCGGCCAAGCAUGCCUGUGAUCGUCUCGACAAACAAUUGUUAACUUCGUUAAAUCAUUUAUUGACAAAGCAUGACAAUUCGUCCUAUGAUUCUUCUGAGUCAAUAAAUUUUGACAUUGAAGAAUUUAAGAGUGCAAUCAAAGAAACGUAUUAUAAGCUAGAUGAAGAGUUGAGAAGUGUGAUACAAGAUCAAAGUGGUUCUGCUUGUAUCACUUGUUUAAUUGGUCCAGAACAAAUAUAUUUGGUUAAUAUUGGCGAUUCUCGUGCAUUACUUGUAUCAAAAGAUGGACAUAUAUUGAGGACAACUAAAGAUCACAAACCGGAUGAUGAAGAGGAACUAAAACGAAUUGAGGAUGCCGGUGGUAAAGUUCAAAGGAAUACUGGUGAUGUGCCACGUGUCGAAAAUUUACUUGCGAUAACUCGUGUACUUGGUGAUUUUAUAUUAAGUAAAGAAAUAGUACCACCGAUGGCCGAUAUUAUUGAAUAUCCACGAAGCUCAGACGAGGAACGUGUGGAAUUUAUUGUGCUCGCCUGUGAUGGCGUAUUUGAUGUGAUGACAAACGAAGAUGUAGGACAAUUUAUUAUUAAACAUCUAAAACAAAAAUCAUCAAAUUUAAAAAAAUUAUGUGUACAACUAUUAGAUGAAUGUUUAAAACGGAACAGUACAGACAAUAUGAGUGUGUACAUCAUUCGUUUAAAUGAUAACAAUGAAUAUGAGGAAGCAUAUUCACCGUUAAAACAUCAUCAUCACUUAUUUCAUCACCAUCAUCAUCUAAAAGAUCAGCAUCACGAUUGA